GAUACACACAGCAUUGGAUGAUGGUUAUUGGUUUAUUCAGUUGCCAAAGUACCAGAUGAUCAAUAGGGUUCAAACUUCUGCUGAAUCAUAACCAGUUGGCGCUGAGCUAUGACAAGGGAGGAAACAAAAAGUUAAAGGAGCAAGCCUGCCCUGAGUGAGGAGCGAACUUUCUUGAUAACAUGCUUUUGCGAAGUUCAGGAAAAUUAAACGUGGGCACCAAGAAAGAGGAUGGUGAGAGUACAGCCCCCACCCCCCGCCCGAAGAUCUUACGUUGUAAAUGCCACCACCAUUGUCCAGAAGACUCGGUCAACAAUAUUUGCAGCACUGACGGAUACUGUUUCACAAUGAUAGAAGAGGAUGAUUCUGGGAUGCCUGUGGUCACUUCCGGAUGCCUCGGACUAGAAGGCUCAGAUUUUCAGUGUCGGGACACUCCCAUUCCUCAUCAGAGAAGAUCAAUCGAGUGCUGCACGGAAAGGAAUGAGUGUAACAAAGACCUGCACCCUACGCUGCCGCCGCUGAAGAACAGAGAUUUUGUUGAUGGACCUAUACACCACAAGGCUUUACUUAUAUCCGUGACCGUCUGUAGUUUGCUCUUGGUCCUCAUCAUUUUAUUCUGUUACUUCAGGUAUAAAAGACAGGAAACCAGACCUCGGUACAGCAUCGGGUUAGAGCAGGAUGAAACCUACAUUCCUCCCGGAGAAUCCCUGCGAGACUUAAUCGAGCAGUCGCAAAGCUCAGGAAGUGGAUCAGGCCUCCCUCUGCUGGUCCAGAGGACGAUCGCCAAGCAGAUUCAGAUGGUGAAGCAGAUUGGAAAAGGUCGCUACGGGGAAGUCUGGAUGGGAAGGUGGCGUGGCGAGAAGGUGGCGGUCAAAGUGUUCUUCACCACAGAGGAAGCCAGCUGGUUCCGAGAGACAGAAAUAUACCAGACCGUGCUGAUGCGACACGAAAACAUUUUGGGCUUUAUUGCUGCAGAUAUCAAAGGGACAGGGUCGUGGACCCAGUUGUACCUGAUCACAGACUACCACGAAAAUGGUUCCCUGUAUGACUAUCUGAAGUCCACCACGCUGGACACGAAAUCAAUGCUGAAGUUGGCGUACUCCUCCGUCAGCGGCCUGUGUCACCUCCACACUGAAAUCUUCAGCACUCAAGGCAAACCGGCCAUUGCCCACCGAGAUCUGAAGAGCAAGAACAUCCUGGUGAAGAAGAAUGGAAGCUGCUGCAUAGCUGACCUGGGGCUGGCUGUCAAAUUUAUCAGUGAUACAAAUGAAGUUGACAUACCCCCCAACACCCGAGUUGGCACCAAACGCUACAUGCCCCCGGAAGUGCUGGACGAGAGCCUGAACAGAAAUCACUUUCAGUCCUACAUCAUGGCCGACAUGUACAGCUUCGGGCUCAUCCUCUGGGAGGUCGCCAGGAGAUGUGUGUCAGGAGGUAUCGUGGAAGAAUAUCAGCUUCCCUAUCAUGACCUGGUGCCCAGUGAUCCCUCGUACGAGGACAUGAGGGAGGUCGUGAGCAUCAAGAAGUUACGUCCCUCGUUCCCCAACCGGUGGAGCAGCGAUGAGUGUCUCAGGCAGAUGGGGAAGCUCAUGACGGAGUGCUGGGCCCACAGCCCCGCGUCCAGGCUCACGGCCCUGCGCGUGAAGAAGACACUGGCCAAGAUGUCAGAGUCGCAGGACAUUAAGCUCUGAUGGCAGAGAACCAGCGUGCAUCUGUGCACACCGCCAGGAGCUACUCCUCUGUGCGUGGGCAGAGCGAAAGGAGCAUCCGCGGUACAGACCUUGAACUUGAACAUGGUCCUGCUUCCCAGUGGGUUCAGCCCUCGCCUCUCAGGGAGCGACCUGGACGGAGAUGGAGAAGCUUCCAGAAGCGCAGACUGACCCAUGUCUGUCUGGAAGAGCGAGAAAUCGCUUGGGUGACUUGUUCAAGAUAGGGUGCAUGUUGCUUUCUAAGAAAGCCCUGUAUUUUGGGAUUGCCUUUUUUUUUUUUAAAGAUGCUUUAAUUUUGCCAAAAUAAAACAAAUAACGUGGA
This is a messenger RNA of Lemur catta (Ring-tailed lemur), 2028 nucleotides long. RefSeq names its product bone morphogenetic protein receptor type 1B (gene BMPR1B). Gene Ontology annotation, cellular component: plasma membrane; signaling receptor complex. Bases 180 to 1688 code for a protein of 502 amino acids. The transcript is spliced from 12 exons. Gene Ontology annotation, molecular function: ATP binding; transforming growth factor beta receptor activity, type I; SMAD binding. The record is from RefSeq and is a predicted model, not a curated record. Gene Ontology annotation, biological process: protein phosphorylation; dorsal/ventral pattern formation; BMP signaling pathway. Lineage: Eukaryota; Metazoa; Chordata; Mammalia; Primates; Lemuridae.